AUGGACCCAGCCACUUGUCUGUCGCUGGCAGCCGAGUCUGCCAGUAUCUGCGUCGAGGUGAUGGGCCAAUUGAAGCGCUUCGUGGAAAAGAUGAAGAACGCGAAAAAGGAACUACAGCAGCUCCUGGAACGAAUACAGAGGUCACGCAAUUUCUUCGAGAUGCUACGAGUAAUGCUGAAAGAUCUAAUGAACGGGCCAGCCCGGGAUUUUGCGCUUGCCAUUGACGGGCAGGCAUGGAAGACAACCACGAACGAGCUGCAAGAGGUGGCGGGUCAGAUCGUGCAAGGCAAGGCCAGCCUGGAUAUCAAGGCAAAGUUCCAUUGGGCCACAAAAGGCUCCGCCAUUGGGACACUGGUGAAGAAGAUGAAGGAUCAGGAGGACGAAAUCCUCGACUUGUUCACCUUCAUCAACACGCAGACGAUAGCCACCACUAGGAGGGACAUAGAGUCGAUUAAGAAUCACAUAAUAACUCAAUCCACGCUCCACGAGCCCUUCAAAGAUCUGCAUAUUGUGGAAGAACAACAUGGACACACCCCCGAGCCUGCUCAGCCUCACACUCCUCUUAAUAUCAGGACUUGGCUAGGCCACAUUCUCGUGGAUGGCCACUCCGAGGAAUAUCUCGGUGAAAGAACACGACUUGCAGACGGCGCUUACUGGGGCAGAUGGGACAAAGUACACCAUGCCCUUCAAGUCGGGUGGAGAAAUCAUGGGGAGCUAUGGGGGAACGCAAUGCGUCUACAGACGAUGGAGGGGUGUCAGUAUAUGUCGGGCUUUACGCCCCUUCAUCAAGCCGCGUACAAUGGAGCGACGGUCGAGGUCGUCCAAACGCUUCUGAAAUAUGGCGCCUCACGAACCCUCCGAAGCUUUUCCGCACAAGAAUUCAACUAUCCGGACCUGACGGCCCUUGAGAUCGCCAUAGCGCUGGAACAGGAUCACCUGUUUGACAUUCUGGCUCCUGUCGUUCGCCAGCCGGUCCCUGCUCUCGUGCUUGACAAGCUAGAGAUGCACUUCCACGGCCUCAUAGCUGAACAGAUAGGCAGUGGACGCAUCAGAAACCACAAGAUCUACCUGCCACCUCUGGAGCCUUUGACGGAGCUUGAACGAAACCAGUGCUUCUGGUUUCCGGUCAAGCUCUCCGUCGCCGAGGGGUUGAAUGGUUUUGUAUACCAGCUUGACGGACGAGACUUGGUGGUUGAGGUGAGGAAAUCGCCGGACUCUGGCGAGAGCACCAUGUGGCGCGUCACCGAAGAUGGGUUCUUCGAGAUUGAAGACGCCGUUCUAUUCUAG
Molecule: messenger RNA, 1287 nt
Organism: Capronia coronata CBS 617.96
Lineage: Eukaryota; Fungi; Ascomycota; Eurotiomycetes; Chaetothyriales; Herpotrichiellaceae
Exons: 5
Coding region: 1-1287 (428 amino acids)
Molecular function (GO): protein binding
Source: RefSeq, a predicted model, not a curated record